AUGAAUACGGGAAGUUCGUUUUACGAACCGAUACUCGUGUCAAGCGAUUCGGAGAGUGAAGACUCAGACAGCUGCGACCGAAUGAACAGUUUUACGCGUACUAACAACAUGAUUUCUACGCCAUACAGCCCGACACACACGCCGGGUAGUCAGGUAACGUCACCGUUCUGUCUCUACUGCGAAUUCCGGCGUUUCUGGUAUACAUUCCAGCGUCUCCUUCUCACUGCCUGCUGACACCGUCGUGAGUAUCCGUUUGAUGUAGUAUCGUACCUAUUAAUGUUCGAUAUUUAAAAAAAAAAAAAAACCGGUGAAGACAAAUCGCGACUUCGUCAAAUGUGUUAUUACUUAUAUUUUCGAACAUUUAGUCGAAUAUUUUGUACCGCAGGCAAGUAUGAAAUUAAAUAUUUAUAUGUUUUUUUCGCAUAUAUAUAUAUAUAUAUAUAUAUAUAUAGAUGUAGCCUUGCCUCAUUACAAUGGUAUGAUUUGCAAUAUUUUGACGAACCUGUAUGGAUUUCCAAGUGACGAGGAAUCCACGUGGAUUUAUGGCCAUCACCAUACGAUGAUGGCGAUGAUUGAAGCUUCAUUAACGGUGAUCAACCCACAAAAUUGUGAUUUUUUUUCAAUUGUAAUUACCUUACGUCUCAUGGAUGGAGUUCUUUCCAUCAACUUGUAA
Molecule: messenger RNA, 673 nt
Organism: Cinara cedri
Lineage: Eukaryota; Metazoa; Arthropoda; Insecta; Hemiptera; Aphididae
Source: the annotation of a GenBank genome assembly